This is a messenger RNA of Tripterygium wilfordii, 2269 nucleotides long. RefSeq lists its product as uncharacterized. NCBI's taxonomy places the organism in Eukaryota, Viridiplantae, Streptophyta, Magnoliopsida, Celastrales, Celastraceae. Bases 828 to 1436 code for a protein of 202 amino acids. The transcript has 10 exons. The record is from RefSeq and is a predicted model, not a curated record.
UUGCGUGAAAUUCUGAAGUUAGACGAGCUUCUUCACUGUCAGUAUAAACCUAGAAAGCCAUCAGGACCUCGUUUUCAGUUCGCGCUAGUCCCGAAUUCUUUCUUUCUGUAACUUCGCAAUUCUAUAGUAAAGGUUAGUUUUUCUUUUUUAUCUUUAAUUUUUCUUAUUUUUCCUGUUUGGUCACCUAGAAAAUACGGGAAGAUAAAAGAAUUUAAAGUUUGUUUUCUUAGUUGAAGAAAAUCAUCCAAAGAAAAUGCCACAAUGAAAAUUGUUCUCGUAUUUUGUUCUUUGUUUGUUCUUGUAUUUUUUUGUAAAUCUUUUAUUUUCUUAAUUUUUCUGUUUGGUUACCUAGAAAACGUGGGAAGAUGAAAGAAUUUAUAGUUUGUGUCCUAAGUUGAAGAAAAUUAUCCAUAGAAAGAAGAUUGUUUUUGUAGUCCGUUCUUUGCUUUUUUUUUUCCCCCUUCUCUCUCGGUCUACAAAUUAGUUCGGAGGAGAAUGUGUGGUACAAUUUCUAGUUGGCUUAUAUGUUACUGAAGCAAUUUUAGUCUUGUUUCUUCGGUCACUAUGCGGGGAAGGUUAUUGAACAACAAUCCGGUUAAAGAGUGCUCUAAGCCUAUGUGAAAAACAAUGCCAUCAAUAUCUCUCCCGAAAGAUUUAUAUAGAUAUGCUUUUUGGUAAUAUGUUGGCUUCUAUAUCAUCAGGCCUUGCAAGCUUAAAACUGAUAACUACUUUGGCCCCUUCUGAAUCAUACGUUCUCAAGAGCAUAUUGGAACUUGGAAAGUCUAGAAUCCAAACAGGGAAUCAAGAUGCUCAUGCAUUAAGUUGAAAUGAAUUUUUCUCAGGAUUCUCAAGCUUCAAAUGAGAUAAACUUCUCAACACAAGCAUCAUUGGGGUCAUCUGGUGACCAGCAAAAUAACGCACCGAACAUUCCACCGGUCAAUGCAGCUGCUCCAUCUGCUUCAGACAACAAGACCAGAAGAGUUCCACUUGCAGAAAUUGAACUAGUAAAGAAUUUAAUCAAAAGGUGUCUGCGGCUGUAUAUGACUACAAAUGAGAUUGUGAAUACACUCCAUUGUCGAGCCAAAAUUGAGCCUGGGUUUACAAGAGUGGUAUUGGCUGAACUCGAAGAAAAAAAUCCGAACUUUUUCAAAAAGUACCAUGUUGGGGUAACGUUGAAGAGGCAAAUCAUUAUAUUGAAUCAAUUAAUGGAGCGUCAAUACCAGAUGCAGUGCACAUCUCCAAUGGUUCCGUUGGCUUCCAUGCAAAAUAGGAUUUGUGACUUGCCUGUUAACAGUCUACAUAUGAGAUACCCCAUUCUGCAGCAGCCUUUGAUUCAACCACCAGUUCAUCCUCAUAUUGAUUCUUUAGGUGGUGGUUCUGGCUGUCACGUGAUAAAUGGAAUUUCUGAUGGGAGCACUUCUGUCCUAUGCAAUUAAAUUCUGUCAACUGGAUGAUGAUGGACAGAAUUGCAGCUGAUACAUUAACCCCGUCACUCACUGGUGGUGUCAAGUCAGAUAUUGCAAUGAAUCCUGUAUCAGUAGUUUCUGGUGGCCAUUUUCAAUUGCCAUCAGAUUUGAGUUAAACAUCAGCUCUGGAGCUUAAGUAUCUGUUUCAGGGGCUUGGUAGCAAGUGGUCUCUGCCUGAUGAUCAAACUGGAAAUCACGUAGAGUUUCAUAAUCAUGCAUCUCAAGUUCCUUCGACUUCUAGUUUAUCAGAUUUGGCUGCAGUCUUCUCAAAUGUGGGAGAUAAUGCUGAGUUGGGAAAUUAUACACAGUCCCCCUUUCUGCAAGCUGGUCUGGAUGUUCUGCUCAUGCCUCUGCAUUUGUCAGAUAACACUGAGUUGGGAAAUUAUACAUAGUCUCCCUUUCUGCAAGGUGGUCCGGAUGUUCCGCUCAUGCCUCUGCAUUUGUCAGAUAACACUGAGUUGGGAAAUUAUACACAGUCUCCCUUUCUGCAAGCUGGUAUGGAUGUUCCGCUUAACUCAGAGGUGCAUACUGAUGUAGAUACAUUUACUUUCAAUUCAAAUCCUGGCCCAGCCACUUAUCCGCAGGAGGAGAAACGCUAAGGUAAAACCAUACCUGGGCAAAUGGAAUUCAAGAUAUGUUUUUUUAGUAUACCUGGAAUUGGAUCAUUAGCAUACCUGGGCGGGCCACAGCCCAUGUUGAAGUUCACAUUACUGGAAUGAUGAUGGAUUUGAUCCAUGAGUCACAUGAGUUGUUUUGUGUUUGUUGAAUGAUUACAAUAUAGAUAUGUCGCCUUAAUUUGGACA